Gasterosteus aculeatus aculeatus (three-spined stickleback) is the source of this 3695-nucleotide messenger RNA. NCBI's taxonomy places the organism in Eukaryota, Metazoa, Chordata, Actinopteri, Perciformes, Gasterosteidae. The record is from RefSeq and is a predicted model, not a curated record.
AAACUGCCGAACGGGCAACGGGGCUAACUAGUUAGCUCGUGUGGCGCUAAGUCAGCUAACUCGCAGACGCAGCGGCACUGGACGUUACUAACGCGGGAUGACGUUACAAUGGACGCAAUAACGCAAACGCCAGCCCAGGCGAAACAAGGCUAGCGACAGUUAAAUGAAGAAGCAAGUCGUUGUUGAGGUUGAUUUUAAUUAGCUGGGUCUAAGCUAACGCGGAAGGCAUCCUCCGCUGAAGUCAAUGGUUAACCCUUCACGUAAUACUCUCCUCGUUUUAAAAGGCAUUUCCCCCCAGUGAGUAAAGGAUGUCCAAGCGGCUGCGAAACACUGAGCUCUGCGCCGAUUGCAACGUUCCAGAACCUCGCUGGGCCUCCGUUAACAGGGGCGUGUUCAUUUGCGAUGAAUGCUGCAGUGUUCAUCGAAGUCUGGGUAGACACAGCUCCCAAGUCCGUCACCUGAAGCACACACCAUGGCCUCCUACGCAAUUACAGAUGGUUCAGACAUUAUACAGCAAUGGCGCAAAUUCAAUAUGGGAGCAUUCUCUUCUGGACCCUGCAUCGGUGAUGAGUGGGAAACGCAAGGCCAACCCUCAGGACAAGCUGCAUCCAAACAAAUCAGAGUUCAUUAGGGCCAAAUAUCAAAUGCUGGCGUUUGUCCACCGCAUGCCUUGCCGGGAGGACGACAGCUCGACCGCCAAGGAUUUAAGCAAGCAACUUCAUUCGAGUGUACGCACUGGGAAUCUGGAGACCUGUUUACGGUUGCUGUCACUGGGGGCACAAGCAAAUUAUUUUCACCCCGAAAAAGGGAACACUCCCUUGCAUGUAGCUGCCAAGGCAGGACAAGUGUCUCAGGCUGAGCUAUUAACUGUUUAUGGAGCAGACCCUGGAGCCCUUGACAGCAAUGGCAAGACUCCCAUUGAUUAUGCGAGGGAAGCUGGCCACCAGGACCUGGCCGAUCGAUUGGUGGAGAUUCAGUAUGAACUAACCGAUCGCCUGGCGUUCUACCUGUGUGGGAGAAAGCCAGAUCAUAAAAACAGCCAGCACUUCAUUGUUCCACAAAUGGCUGACCGGAACAUCGGUUUAGAUUUAUCAGAACUGGCCAAAGCAGCAAAGAAGAAACUCAAGUCUCUCAGUAAUCACUUAUUCGAGGAGCUGGCCAUGGAUGUGUACGAUGAGGUGGACCGGCGAGAGACCGAUGCAGUGUGUUUGGCUACACAGAACCACAGCACUCUGGUGACGGAGACGACUGUGGUGCCUUUCCUUCCUGUGAAUCCGGAGUACUCGUCAACACGAAACCAGGGAAGACAGAAGCUGGCAAGAUUUAAUGCGCAUGAAUUUGCAACUCUCGUGAUUGACAUAUUGAGUGAUGCUAAGCGCAGACAGCAAGGGAAUUCCAUCGCCAGUCCCAAAGACAACGUUGAAUUCAUCCUGAGGAGUGCGGGCGGCAGGCUUUGCAGUGACAGCCAGGAAAACGACCAGCCUGACUACGACAGCGUGGCGUCUGAUGAGGACACCGAUCACGAGCUCCCUUUGAGCCACGGAGACAGGACAAAGAGCCAGGACUCUGAGCUCUCCGACGGGCCGAUUACUAUCCAUGAGUACAUGGAGGUGAAGACGGCGCUCUCUGCUUCUGAAGCCAAGAUCCAGCACCUUUUGAAAGCCAACAACAACCUGAGCGAUGAGCUGAGGCUGAUGCAGAAAAAGCUGCAAUCUCUGCAAACCGAGAACACCUCUCUCAGGCGGCACGUCCCCACCAAUAUCUAUCAGACCCCGAGCGGUUCAGACUACCCCGACCCCUCCAGCCCCUCGGCCCCGAAACGCCGGCAGUCCGCGCAGGCCAGUCGGCCCAUGUCUAUGUAUGAGACCGGCUCAGGCCUGAAGCCCUAUCUCCCCAAAGGGGACAGUCCCUACCCAGAGGAGGGUAUCCCCACCCUGCAACCCCACCCGCCUCAUACGGAAAGGGGCGCUUUUGUGACCACCUCUUCAUCCCUCCCCUCAUUUCCAUCCACACUGUCUUGGUCGAAGGACGAAAGUGCUCCAAAGGCCUCAAAGUUAGAGAAGCAAAGCAGCGUGCCGGAAAGUGACUACGACAACACAUUCAAUGACUUCGAGAUGGAUGAUUCGGGUCUGAGCAGGAGAGGGAGGCUGAGGAGCAGUGGCUGGCUGGGGGAAGGCAAUUCGAUCCCAGAGAUGGAUGAUCUGGUGACAGAGCCGGACCCGACGCUUCCCAGCACAGAGGAUGUCAUCCGCAAAACCGAGCAGAUCACCAAGAAUAUCCAGGAGCUAUUGCGGGCGGCUCAGGAGAACAAACACGACAGACCGUGCGAAGGUGUGCGGCGGCUCAGGCACAGCCUGGGAUGUUUCAGCACUCUGGUGCCCUGGGCCGAGAAGGCCCCCCCUUCCCUCCAUGCGCUCAGCCUGCGGUCCCCUGACCCCGCCUCCUGCUUUAUACCCUGUUCAGAAAGAAUAUACGUGGCCGUAACAGAAAUGGCGGCCCUCUUUCCCAAGAAGCCGCGCUCGGAGACUGUGAGAAGCUCUCUGCGCUUGUUGACCGCCAGUGCGUACCGGCUUCAGAGUGAGUGCAGGAAGGCGGUGCCUUCCGAGGGCUGCCCAGGGCCGGACAUGCAGCUGGUCACCCAGCAGGUCAUCCAAUGUGCUUAUGACAUCGCCAAGGCAGCCAAGCAGCUUGUCACUAUCACCACAAAGGAGAAUACCAACUAACCCACUUACAGGGCUGUAAAGCUGUCAGCAUCUCAGUUUUCCUCUUGAAUAUAUUUUUUAAUGAUUUGCUUUUUUGUAUUCGUGGUAUAUGCAUGCAUUGUUUUAUUAAUUUAUGAAUAAAUAUUUAAAUCCAAGCCUGGACAAAAUCUAAGUGUAAAAAGUCAGCAGCUCUACUGAGCUGUUGUAAGAGCGCAAUUUCUCUUAAGAUAAAAUUAACUGUUGUAAAUUCAAGCAGCCUGUGGACUGCGAUGGUUUAUACACUUAGUUGGAACUGAUAAUUAAACAGUUCAUAAUGUUAAUACGUGUUAUUGUCAGAAGCGAUUAAGCACAGGACAGUAAAUCCACAUAUUGGUUAAUGUCAUCAGUCCAAACCAGAAAGGGAUGCUAAAAAGUCACACUCGAGUCACGGCUCUGCUUUUAUUAAAUGCGAAACUUCUUGUGGUCAAAGGAUCUUCCUCAUUAAAAGCAGCCUACAAGCACCAUCAUGCUCUAAUGUUUAUUCUACAAAAACAAAUUGACCAAUUAUAUGUCUGAAACUUCAUUCAUGCAUAGAUUGUAGCUGUGUUCUACUCUUCAGCAGCACCAACAUGUUGUAGUAUUAAGUUGAGGUAAUCUGGUGUGCUUCUUCACACUGCACUGUGUUCUGCAGUGCGGUGUGCCAUUGCAGUGUUGGUGAUGUUCCAAGGUAUUUAGUGCGAAUAAGACAUACUUCAUGUAUGUCCUCGUUUUCUGUGCUACGUUCCAUUGCUGCUAGUCGUAUUUAAUGUGCAACAAAUUGGAUAGAAGUCGUGACGUCCCGAAUAUUUGUGCAACUCAACGUUCAAGUAUUUCAGAGUUCAUCAUCAUCUUGAGAACUGAUCAUGGUAAUGCCACUCUGUAUGUGACCGGAGUGCAGGGAUCUAUGUUAUGCAGCUACUAGGUUGCACUUUGGAAAAGUAAUUAUUUUCUAAAUAAACUUAAUUUAUAAAUACA